Molecule: messenger RNA, 1550 nt
Organism: Glycine soja
Lineage: Eukaryota; Viridiplantae; Streptophyta; Magnoliopsida; Fabales; Fabaceae
Product: RNA-binding protein 2-like
Exons: 6
Coding region: 307-1068 (253 amino acids)
Molecular function (GO): mRNA binding
Source: RefSeq, a predicted model, not a curated record
AACACAGAUACACACAAACUACACUCUGUAAGCUCCUGUUGCAGCCGACAAUUUGUGAAUAAAAAAUUGUGAUGUUUUUUCUUCAACAUAAUUGUGACCAGUAGCUAUUUUCUCUUUUUUCUAAAAAAAAAAAAAACGGACGGCUCCUGGAAAAUAACGGACCAACCCAUCCGUGGGGUUGUAAGUUUUGUCUUUUAUUUGCAGAAACGGACCAACGCUUUGGUGUUUUCCGAAUUAGGGUUUGUGAUUGGAUCUUCAUCUUCACCAAUCAAUCACCAUAACCAUUACUUGUUCUUCUCUCUCGCCAUGACGGACGGCUCCUGGAAUCGGCAGCAGCAGCCGUUUCUCCCUUCUUCCGCCAUGCUUAAACGACCUCGUACUGAAUACGAUAUUUCACCUUCUGGUCUGACUUCAGGGGGCAAUGAGAUGCAUAAUUAUAUUGGUCGAAAUGAUGACCAUACUGGUCACCGAAUUCUAAAGGACACUAAAACACUUGGAUCUGCUUUUGACCGCUACCUUCAAAGCGCUGGGCAGCUUACUUCGUUUAACUCGGGGGAAGCCAGCGCAAUUGGCAGUGUUGGUUUGGAAAGGGGUGUUGGUGGAUUGCCACGCCAUUCACUAACUGAUCCUGCUGUCAUGGGGCAUCCUGGUGGUGGUCAUGAUCUUGCACGAGGUGGACGGAAUGUCAAUUAUGGUGACCAGUUACCAGUAGAUGCAGCUUCCAUGCCUGGACCUGAGACUGUACCUCUACCCCCAGAUGCUUCAAGUACUUUAUAUGUUGAAGGUCUUCCAUCUGACAGUACGAGACGGGAAGUGGCUCAUAUUUUUCGCCCUUUUGUUGGAUAUAGAGAAGUAAGACUUGUGAGCAAAGAAUCCAAACAUCGUGGUGGAGAUCCUCUAAUCCUUUGUUUUGUGGAUUUUGCAAAUCCGGCCUGUGCAGCAACUGCUCUGAGUGCAUUGCAAGGUUAUAAAGUUGAUGAACUCAAUCCUGAGUCUAGUCACUUGCGGCUUCAGUUUUCUCGGUUUCCUGGUCCCAGAUCUGGACCUGGACCUCGUGGCAAGAGGUGAAGUCGUUCACCCAAGACAUUUAGGUUUUAUGCUUGUCACAAUGACUUGAAUUCCUUUAUCCAUACCAUUCUGGGAUGAGAAUAUUCACGAAUCAAUGUUCUCCACAAGCAAAUAUAAGUCUCCCUCCUGGCUUCGAUCCUAAUUACAGAGCUCGUGAGGUGCACAUAUUAUUUUAACUGGCUGAGAUCAAACUACAUUUGCAUAUGAGCACAAAUCUAACAUGGAGAUUUUUGGGAUGGGCCAAGUCAAUUUAUUGUGUUGUAUAAAUAUUGAUAUUUUUUUAAUGAUCCUAGUUAGCAUUUGUUUUUUGUUGGCCAAAUAAAGGUAUAAUUAUUAUAUUUUAUUUUAUUUAUUUUCAAUAUUAUCUGCUAUACUGGUUGUGUGCUUGUAGGAGCCAAACUUUAGUCUGUUAUUGAGCCAUGGGAAUUACUAGUGUUGGUGACAUUUGGGAUAUAUGGGAAAAUGUUAAUAGUUUUAGGUCU